AUUGACUUAAUAUGCAAAUAAAAUUUUGAAAUGGUGUUUCAUAAAUAGUUUACUAAAAAUAUUAUUUUUUAAAUGAAAAUCAUCAGUGAUUAAUUUUUGUGAUACUAUCAGAAGGAUUAAGAUUUCAAUAAUCAUGCGGAUAUAUCGCUGAGUUAGAUAUCAUUAUAUUUCUGUAGAAGAAUCACGUCAGUUCUUGUGAUCAUUGGAUAAUUUUGUAAAGUAACACAUAAAUUAUCUUUGAAAAAUGAAUUUUCAUUAUAUAAUAUUAGCGACUUUAAUUAUUGGAUGUUUUGGUUUUUCUGAAGCACAAAUUCCUCCUGGACAAAAUUUCUUUCAAUCUUUACCCGAAGAAGAGAGAGAAGAUUUUUUAGUUUACUGUCUUGGAAAUAUUAUUCUUCAAAAUUCAUCUCUACCACUAUCACGUAAUCACGAUUCUAAAUUUCCCGAAGCUCUUGGAAUAGAAACAAAUUUAUUAAAAAAAUUUCAAAAUUUGAAAACUCCAGAUAAUUUUACCACAAAUCUCUACGAUUUGGUAAAAUCCCAAUACAAUAUGGAUCAGCAGAGCUUGCGGAACUUGAUCCUUCUUCGCAUGGUUUGUUUAUCAAACGGUACCUGCGUCGACAUGUCUGACGUCGGUUCAAUGUGCUGCCCAUUCUAAAUAAACAAGAUAUUGAAAGGUCUUAUGGUAAAAUAAAAUCAAAAACUUGGAAAAAAAUUUUUUAUAUUCGCAACAUAAAAAUCUACACAACACAAUAUGAAAUGGUUUACAAUUAAUCGAUAAUAAAUAAUAACUAAUACAAUUAAUAAAUGUACUUUAUAUUCUAUUGUCUACUUUUUUUUGUUUUCAUCUAUAGAUUGUUAUUAUUAGACUUUUUUUUGUCAUAAAAGACAAUAGCCACAUUCUGUACCAUAUACUCCAAUGACGGAAUAGUUAAUAAAAAAAUAAAGUGAUUUGCA
Messenger RNA from Microplitis mediator, 957 nucleotides. RefSeq lists its product as uncharacterized. The record is from RefSeq and is a predicted model, not a curated record. NCBI's taxonomy places the organism in Eukaryota, Metazoa, Arthropoda, Insecta, Hymenoptera, Braconidae. The coding region runs from base 245 to 658 and encodes 137 amino acids. The transcript has 4 exons.